GUCGCCUCUUGGCCACAGCGGAGCGCUGUUUAGCUAUGUUUCCGAGCCCAUGGCAACAACCGCGUUUUACUGAAUCAUUUUAUCCAUCAUCAAUUCCCACAAUGCUCCGAGAGAUGCCAAAAUAUUGAGGUUUUCUAGGUAUGAUGGCGCUAGGUGUUGUACACUAAAAAGAGAGUAACCUAAAACCUGGAGGGACUUUUAUUAACUGAGAGGAAAAAACGGAGCGGCGAACUACUGAUGUUCAAAUCUAGCUGCUGAGAUUCAUGGAAAAAGGACACGACAGCUCCACCAGUAUGGCAGCGUCAGAGCUGUACACAAAGUUUGCUCGGGUGUGGAUCCCUGAUGCAGAUGAGGUGUGGAAGUCAGCAGAGCUCACUAAGAACUACAAACAUGGAGAUUCCACCCUACACCUCACACUGGAGGAUGGAAUGGACAUUGAGCACAAGCUGGAUGAUAAGACAAAGAACCUUCCUCACCUCCGGAACCCUGACAUCCUGGUGGGGGAGAAUGACCUCACAGCUCUUAGCUACCUCCACGAGCCGGCCGUCCUGCACAACCUUAAAGUCCGCUUCACCGACUCCAAACUCAUCUACACAUACUGUGGUAUUGUGCUGGUGGCCAUUAAUCCCUAUGAGAACCUUCCCAUCUACGGUAGUGACAUCAUCAAUGCGUACAGUGGCCAGAACAUGGGAGACAUGGACCCUCAUAUCUUCGCUGUGGCUGAGGAGGCUUACAAACAGAUGGCCAGAGAUGAGAGGAACCAGUCUAUAAUCGUAAGCGGUGAGUCAGGAGCAGGGAAGACUGUCUCAGCUAAAUACGCCAUGCGCUACUUUGCUACGGUCAGUGGAGCAGCCACAGAGGCCAACGUAGAGGAGAAGGUCCUCGCAUCCAACCCCAUCAUGGAGGCGAUAGGAAACGCUAAGACGACUCGUAACGACAACAGCAGUCGUUUUGGGAAGUACAUUGAGAUCGGCUUCGACAAACGCUACCGUAUCAUUGGAGCUAACAUGAGGACAUAUCUACUGGAGAAGUCUAGAGUGGUGUUUCAGGCGGACGAGGAGAGGAACUAUCAUAUAUUCUACCAGCUGUGUGCGUCCUCCCAUCUACCAGAGUUCAAGAAUCUGAAGCUAGGUAGUGCUGAUGUCUUCCACUGCACCAAUCAGGGCCGGAACCCGGUCAUCGAUGGAGUCGACGAUGCUAAAGAGAUGUGCACAACACAACAUGCCUUCUCACUGCUAGGCAUCAACGAGUUGAACCAGAAGGGGCUGUUCCAGGUCCUGGCUGCCAUCUUACAUCUGGGCAAUGUGGAGAUCAAGGACCGAGACUCUGACAGCAGCAUCAUACCUCCCAAUAACCGCCACCUGACGGUGUUCUGUGAGCUGAUGGGCGUGACCUACCAGGACAUGUCUCAUUGGCUGUGCCACAAGAAGCUGAAGACAGCCCAGGAGACCUACAUCAAGCCCAUCCCUCGGCUGCAAGCCUCCAAUGCCCGCGACGCGCUCGCCAAACACAUCUACGCCAAAGUCUUCAACUGGAUCGUGGACCAUGUCAACAAAUCUCUACGCGCUACCGUCAAACAGCACUCCUUCAUAGGAGUUCUGGAUAUCUAUGGGUUUGAGACGUUUGAGAUCAACAGUUUUGAACAGUUCUGUAUCAACUAUGCUAACGAGAAACUGCAACAGCAGUUUAACAUGCAUGUGUUCAAGCUGGAGCAGGAGGAGUAUUUGAAGGAGCAGAUUCCCUGGACUCUGAUAGACUUCUAUGAUAACCAGCCAUGUAUCAACCUCAUAGAGGCCAAGAUGGGGGUACUCGACCUACUGGAUGAAGAGUGCAAGAUGCCUAAAGGUUCAGAUGACUCGUGGGCCCAGAAGCUGUAUAACACCCAUCUGAAGACCUGCUCUCUGUUUGAGAAACCUCGCAUGUCCAACAAAGCCUUCAUCAUACAGCACUUCGCUGACAAGGUGCAGUACCAGUGUGAUGGCUUUCUGGAGAAGAACAAGGACACAGUGAAUGAAGAGCAGAUCAAUGUCCUGAAGGCCAGCAAGCUAAAGUUGGACCUGCUAGUGGAGCUGUUUCAGGAUGAGGAGAAAGUGACCAGUCCAACAGGGACCGCUCCAGGAGGUCGAACACGACUCAGCGUCAAACCAAAAGAGGUCAGAUCUGGAGCAAGCAGCAAGGAGCACAAGAAGACUGUUGGCUGCCAGUUCCGGAACUCUCUGGCUAUGUUGAUGGAGACUCUGAAUGCAACCACUCCUCACUAUGUUCGCUGCAUCAAGCCCAACGACCUCAAGUUCCCCUUCACGUUUGACCCUAAGCGAGCGGUGCAGCAGCUCAGAGCCUGUGGUGUUCUGGAGACCAUCCGCAUCUCAGCCGCAGGCUUCCCAUCCAGAUGGACCUACCAGGAGUUCUUCAGUCGUUACCGGGUUCUGAUGAAGCAGAAGGACGUCCUGUCGGACAGGAGGCUGACCUGUAGGAACGUCCUGGAGAAACUGGUGCAGGACCAGGACAAGUACCAGUUUGGUAAGACUAAGAUCUUCUUCAGGGCUGGUCAGGUUGCCUACCUGGAGAAGCUGAGGGCUGAUAAGCUGAGGAAGGCGUGCGUCCGUAUCCAGAAGACCAUCCGCUGCUGGCUGGUACGCAAGAAGUACCUCCGAAAGAAGCAUGCUGCCAUCACCAUCCAGAGAUACACCCGCGGACACCAGGCCCGCUGUCUGGUUAAGUACAUGCGUCAGACCCUGGCAGCCAUCACUAUCCAGAAGUUCCAGAGGAUGUGUGUCCAGAGGAAAGUGUACCUACAGAAGCAGGCUGCUGCCCUGGUCAUGCAGACUAUCCUCAGAGCGUACAUGGCCCGACAGAAAUACCAAGGGUUGCUGCGUAACCACAAAGCUGUGUUCAUCCAGAAACACGUGCGUGGCUGGCUGGCCAGACAGCGGUACAAGCGCUCCCUGCGAGCCAUCGUCUAUCUGCAGUGCUGCAUCAGGAGGAUGAAGGCCAAGAAAGAGCUGAAGAAGCUGAAAAUCGAGGCCCGCUCCGUUGAACAUUUCAAGAAACUUAACGUUGGCAUGGAGAAUAAGAUCAUGCAGCUGCAGAGGAAGUUAGACGAACAGGCUAAAGACAACCGUGUGACUAGCGAGCGUCUGAACUGUCUGGAGACGUCCCACGCGGUGGAGAGUGAGAAGCUGAAGGUAGAGGUGUCUAAGCUGAAGGGGAUAGAAGAGGAAGCCAAGAACAACGCCAACCGUGUCACUUCCCUUCUGGAGCAGCUGGAGAGGCUGAGGAAGGAGCUGACCACCACCCAGAAAGAGAAGAAGACCAUUGAGGACUGGGCUACCAAGUACAGGGAUGAGAUGGAAAAGAUGGUAGCAGAGCUGAAGCAGCAGAAUGGUCUGCUGAAGACAGAGAAAGACGACCUGAACCGAAUGAUCAAGGAACAGAGCCAGCAGAUGACAGAGAAAAUGACUCGUGCAUUAGCGGAGGAGACUCAGCAGUUGGAGAGCGAUCUGAACGAGGAGAGGUCUCGCUACCAGAACCUCCUAACAGAACACCUGAGACUGGAGGAACGCUACGACGACCUCAAGGAAGAAAUCACUCUCUCUGUGAGCGUGCCCAAGCCCGGCCACAGGAGAACAGACUCCACCCACAGCAGCAACGGAUCAGAGUGCACCUACAACUCAGAGUUCGCCGAAUCAGAAGAAAGUUCCCGACAUGGAGAAGAUGUGACCCGGGGCAUGGACACGUCUCUGACUCUGAAGCUGCAGAAGCGCGUAACCGAGCUGGAGCAGGAGAAAUCCUCUCUCCGCAACGAGCUAGAAAACAAGGAGGACCAGUUCCAGCGGGCUAGAGUCAGGGAUGAUGAGGAGCAUAAGAAAUCACGUGGAGCAGAACUGGAGUACGAGUCUCUCAAGCGCCAGGAGCUGGAUUCCGAGAACAAGAAGUUGAAGCAUGACCUGACCGCCAUGAGGCAGAGCCUGCUGGGUAAUGCAGGCGCUGGGGCGGGGGCACCAGGAAGUCCACCCUACAAAGUUCUCAUGGACCAACUGAACUCCUCGUGCGAGGAGCUGGAGGUGCGGAAAGAGGAGGUGUUGAUUCUACGAUCUCAACUGGUCUCACAGAAGGAGGCCAUGCAGCACAAGGAUGAGAAGGAGACGAUGACAGAGCCAGUGCACUAUGCAGAGGAUGUCCAUAAGAUGAAGGACUCUGGUGCAAUCACUCAGGCUUAUCUAGGACUCAAAGAGACCAACAGAUCUCCCAGGUUCUUGCGUAAACCACUAGAAGCGAAUGAGCUCCUAAAUCGGCUCAGACUGUUGGAGGGCCAGAUGCAGCAGCAGCGGCGUAGCUAUGACAACGAGGUGGAGGUGUUGCGAGGGGAGUUACAGAGUGUUAAAGAGGAGAAUAACCGUCAACAACAGCUGCUGGCCCAGAACCUGCAGCUCCCACCAGAGGCACGCAUAGAGGCUAGUCUACAGCAUGAGAUCACACGACUCACCAACGAAAACCUGGAGAUGCUGAGGACUGAGGAUCCAACAGCAUAUCGCAGCGCCAAAGUCAACAUAUUACGACGGAUGGUUGACCUCAUGGAACAGCUGGAGAAGCAGGAUAAAACUAUCCGUAAGCUUAAGAAACAGCUGAAGGUGUUCUCAAAGAAGAUUGGAGAAAUGGGAGCUGGACAUGUUGAGACUAUAUCUCCGGGUCAGAUGGUUGAAGAGACGGUCCGUCCGGUGAACAUUCCUCGUCGCGAGAAAGACUUCCAGGGAAUGUUGGAGUACAAGAAGGAGGAUGAGCUGAAACUGGUUAAGAACCUCAUACUGGAGUUGAAGCCUCGUGGUGUAGCGGUGAAUCUGAUCCCAGGCCUGCCAGCCUACAUCCUCUUCAUGUGUCUGAGGCAUGCAGACUAUGUCAACGAUGACCAGAAGGUCAGGACGCUGCUCACAUCCACCAUCAACAGCAUCAAGAAGAUACUCAAGAAACGGGGGGAUGACUUUGAGACGGUCUCCUUCUGGCUGUCCAACACCUGCCGCUUCCUACACUGUCUGAAACAGUACAGCGGAGAUGAGUCGUUUAUGAAGCACAACACUCCUAAGCAGAAUGAUCACUGCCUGUCUAACUUUGACCUGGCUGAGUACCGUCAGGUCCUCAGUGACCUGGCCAUUCAGAUCUACCAGCAGCUCAUCAAAUGCAUGGAGAACAUCCUACAGCCCAUGAUAGUCUCUGGUAUGUUGGAGCAUGAGACCAUCCAGGGUGUGUCGGGGGUUAAGCCGACCGGUCUGCGUAAACGGACAUCGAGCAUCGCUGACGAGGGAACCUACACGCUGGAAUCCAUCUUACGCCAGCUCAGCGCUUUCCACUCCACCAUGUGUCAGCACGGCACCGACCCUGAACUCAUCAAACAGGUUGUGAAGCAGCAGUUCUACAUCAUUGGAGCUGUGACUCUCAACAAUCUACUGCUGCGUAAAGACAUGUGCUCCUGGAGCAAAGGCAUGCAGAUCAGGUAUAACGUGAGUCAGCUGGAGGAGUGGCUGCGUGACAAGUCUCUGAUGCUGUGUGGAGCCAAGGAGACUCUGGAGCCUCUGAUUCAGGCUGCUCAGCUGCUGCAAGUCAAGAAGAAGACGGACGAAGACGCCGAGGCCAUCUGCUCCAUGUGCAACAGCUUGUCCACAUCUCAGAUUGUGAAGGUGUUGAACCUGUACACUCCAGUCAACGAGUUUGAAGAGAGGGUGUCUGUUACCUUCAUACGAACCAUACAGACUCGUUUGCGGGACCGCUGUGAGACUCCUCAGCUGUUGAUGGACACUAAGAUCAUCUACCCAGUCACCUUCCCUUUCAACCCCUCCUCUCUGGCCCUGGAGACUAUCCAAAUACCAGGCUCCCUCAACCUAGCCUUCCUUACCCGCGUCUAACACACACACACACACACACAUACACAACUAAUAGAUAGGCUAUACAUAUGUACACAUGCAUACACAAAGCAUUCUCUUCCUAACACAUCCAAACACUUACAUACAGUGCACACACACAUACACACGCUCAGCUUCCACCCUACGGUAGUCUUUAUAUCAGUAGUUGAAAGCCCAUCCUCCUCCGCGUGUACAAAUGCUCAACUCUAAGAGAAUGCACCGCUACAGGCCACCUUUUCUCCUAUCUUACCCCCUUUUACUAAGCUACACUCCCCACCUACAACCCCAUUUCAGACCUAGUACCGUGUUCCCCCAGUCCUCUUUUCUCCUCUUUGUUCUCUUCUCAAUAGUGUAGUGUUUUCUAGCAGUCCGGUUCUCCCAUAGGAAUGUAUUACGGUACACUUAAGCUAGCUGUCCAGGGCUAGCAUCACAGCUAGCUAGCUCCUUCAGCUAAGCUCAGCUAGCAUCUGUUGUGUUAUGAUAGGAUGCUAGCGCUUCCACAGUUAUCUAGCUAGCAUCAGUUUUGAGUACAUCGUUAUCAACUCACCCACUGAACACAUUCAAGCCAAGUGCAGUACCCAUUGUCUGUACCAUACUUUUAUACAUAUAUAAAUACAUAUAAAUAUUAAUAUAUAUAUAUAUCACGCUAGGGUGUUUUAUUUAUUGCAUUUAUCUCACUCCCUUUCCUAAAAUACGUUUUUCUUUGCAGACAGAAAACAUGGAUACCAUAGACUUGUAGGCUUAUCUCUCCAGCUUUCCAGACCGGAGAGAAGUAUGGCCUUGGAAAGACCACUAGAGUCCUGUAGUAUUAGAAUUAUGUCUACAGCAGAUGAUCUAUGCAGUCUCAUUUAAUUAGCACUAUUUAAUGUAGCUUUUUAUUUGUUUAGCUCAUGAUGUAUUGUGCUUUAAGAUCUCUCUGCCGUAGCUUUGUCCUGCUUUAACCUGCUUCUCUAGUAGAUCUGCACUUUAGCACCACUGCACCAGAGGUUGAAAUAGAGGAUUAGACUGGAACAGAGGUUGAAAUAGAGGAUUAGACUGGAACAGAGGUUGAAAUAGAGGAUUAGACUGGAACAGAGGUUGAAAUAGAGGAUUAGACUGGAACAGAGGUUGAAAUAGAUGAUUAGACUGGAACAGAGGUUGAAAUAGAGGAUUAGACUGGUACAGGUUGAAAUAGAGGAUUAGACUGGAACAGAGGUUGAAAUGGAGGAUUAGACUGGAACAGAGGUUGAAAUAGAGGAUUAGACUGGAACAGAGGUUGAAAUAGAGGAUUAGACUGGGACAGAGGUUGAAAUAGAGGAUGAGACUGGAACAGAGGUUGAAAUAGAGGAUGAGACUGGAACAGAGGUUGAAAUAGAGGAUGAGACUGGAACAGAGGUUGAAAUAGAGGAUGAGACUGGAACAGGUUGAAAUAGAGGAUUAGACUGGAACAGGUUGAAAUAGAGGAUUAGACUGGAACAGAGGUUGAAAUAGAGGAUUAGACUGGAAAAGAGGUUGAAAUAGAGGAUUAGACUGGAACAGAGGUUGAAAUAGAGGAUUAGACUGGAACAGAGGUUGAAAUAGAGGAUUAGACUGGAACAGAGGUUGAAAUAGAGGAUUAGACUGGAACAGAGGUUGAAAUAGAGGAUUAGACUGGAACAGAGGUUGAAAUAGAGGAUUAGACUGGAACAGGUUGAAAUAGAGGAUGAGACUAGAACAGGUUGAAAUAGAGGAUUAGACUGGAACAGAGGUUGAAAUAGAGGAUUAGACUGGAACUGAGGUUGAAAUAGAGGAUUAGACUUGAACAGAGGUUGAAAUAGAGGAUUAGACUGGAACAGAGGUUGAAAUAGAGGAUUAGACUGGAACAGAGGUUGAAAUAGAGGAUUAGAUUGGAACAGAGGUUGAAAUAGAGGAUUAGACUGGAACAGAGGUUGAAAUAGAGGAUGAGACUGGAACAGGUUGAAAUAGAGGAUUAGACUGGAACAGAGGUUUAAAUAGAUAGAGGAUUAGACGUGCAGUAGUUGGCUAGACUGGACGAGUAGUUUAGAUGGGUAUGGGUAUAAAACUAUCAGGUUUAGACGGCUUCAGCUACUGUACUUGCUUCUCCACUUUAACUAAGUAGUUUGGUUUCAAAACCCCUACAGAGGACUCACUAACUCUCACACACACUAGUGACUGUUGUUAAAAACACUGGAUCCUACAUAUCCACUACCACAGCGUUUCCCUGAUUUUAAAAAAUGGGGUCGGAAAAAAAUAUAAUAAAACCGUUCAUAGAACCAGGGUUACGUCGGUAACCUCCGGUAGCCUCUAGAUACAGUUGUAAUAAACAGAGCGGUUUCUGUUUUCUUCCUACAAAUGUGGCUCUAUCUUUUAAAAGAUACAACAUAUAAUGACCCCAUCACUGAAAGAUCAGACUCUCAGGAACACGGAUGUGUCUUCUGUUUCCUUCUACAAUGGCCACAAGCCUCAUUAGAUCAGAGUGGACAAGACCAGGAACUAAAUCAGCUGAAACAAUAAGUUUACAUUAGUGUUGAUUUCAUCACUUUUUUCUACAUGGUGGAGGUGUGAUUUGUUAUUAUAUCAAAAUGGGGCUGCAGACCAAACAGUUGGAACUCCUGCAGUAACAACUACUACAUAUCUACAUGUCCUCACCCCACCACUCUGUCUGCUCCACUCUCUGUACAUUAUGAUGGACAAGAUCUAUAGGUAUUCCUUUCAGUAUUAUAGCCUUGGAAAGGAGGUUGUGUGUUACUAAACCUGGUUACCACUGAGCCAGUCUGUUUUACUGUAGUUGCUCUCAUAAUCCAUCGCAUUUAGACUCAAUAUCAACCAUGUCUUGAAUGUUUUCCCCUACAGCCUGUAUGAUAAUGCUGCCUUGCCAGCUUUACUCCAGAAACUAAAUCACUUCUUUGUAGACAAACUAUUACAUGCCCUGGCUACAGUCUCUACCCUACCCUACUCUAACUCUUACCCCCUUCUUUCAUUCCCUACUAACCUACUCUAACUCUUACCCCCUUCUUUCAUUCCCUACUAACCUACUCUAACUCUUACCCCCUUCUUUCAUUCCCUACUAACCUACUCUAACCCCCUUCUUUCAUUCCCUACUAACCUACUCUAACUCUUACCCCCUUCUUUCAUUCCCUACUAACCUACUCUAACUCUUACCCCCUUCUUUCAUUCCCUACUAACCUACUCUAACUCUUACCCCCUUCUUUCAUUCCCUACUAACCUACUCUAACCCCCUUCUUUCAUUCCCUACUAACCUACUCUAACUCUUACCCCCUUCUUUCAUUCCCUACUAACCUACUCUAACCCCCUUCUUUCAUUCCCUACUAACCUACUCUAACCCCCUUCUUUCAUUCCCUACUAACCUACUCUAACAACUCCUUCACUGUCUCCCCAACCCCUUCUUCACUGUCUCCCCAACCCCUUCUUCACUGUCUCCCCUACCCCUUCUUCACUGUCUCCCCUACCCCCUCUUCACUGUCUCCCCAACCCCUUCUUCACUGUCUCCCCAACCCCUUCUUCACUGUCUCCCCAACCCCUUUUUCACUGUCUCUCCAACCCCUUCUUCAAUGUGUCCCAACAUCAGCCAAGUCUGUUUUCAUGGCUCUACUUUUAGAGAAAGCAACCAUGUUUUUACUCAGUACCAGAUAGUGACCAGGAGAGGGCGACAUUGGACACUAGGUCACAUGACUGUGGCUUCUCUAAAACCAGACGUUCUGCCAGAUGUUCUAUAGAAUCAAAGAAGAUAUACUAACAUUCUAUUCACUACCACUAAGGCCCUUCUAACCUCUCUGACUGGUCAAGCGCUGAGGGACAGAAAGGAUAGAACUACAUUUCUCAUCAUCGUUGCCUCUCUUCCUUACUUGUGCCAUCAGUGUUCACCCAAACCCUAACUGCUCAUCAACCAUCAACUUUAUUUAACCAUCAACCUUAUUGUUUAACCUUCAACCUUAUUACUUACCGUGACCUUUAUUUGCCUCCCAACCCUGACCCUUUGAAUUUUGUUCCCUGGCCUAUAGAGAGACACGACUCAGAAAAACAUAUUAUUAUUACUAUCAUUGAUGUAGGAGUCAAGUUCAUCUUUAAACUUGUUUUGUGGUGCAAUUUCAUUAAUAAUCAUAUAUUUAUUAUUGGGACCAUCAUGAGUGUAUUGUAUAAAAAUUAAAAAUGGCCUUUUUGUUACAUUUUUGCAGCGUUGCAUUUUAAUGAAGGAUUUUUAGGAUGAAGUUUUAGGUUGUUCAACAUGUUUAUAGUGAUACCAGAUCUACAAUGCAUAUCUGCAUCUUGGACGAUACUGGAAUACUGCAGGUUUUAGGUUGUUCAACAUGUUUAUAGUGAUACCAGAUCUACAAUGCAUAUCUGCAUCUUGGACGAUACUGGAAUACUGCAGGUUUUAGGUUGUUCAACAUGUUUAUAGUGAUACCAGAUCUACAAUGCAUAUCUGCAUCUUGGACGAUACUGGAAUACUGCAGGUUUUAGGCUGUUCAACAUGUGUAUAGUGAUACCAGAUCUAAAAUUCAUAUCUGCAUCUUGGACGAUACUGGAAUACUGCAGGUUUUACCCUUGUGAAUGUUUUAGCUGUUAUUGAUCAUACAUAUAGGAUGACUUCAUUGUUACUCAUGUUUGGGACAAAGCCUUACAUAUGAUUUUAAAAACACUAUCAUCUCCUGUCUUUGUCUGUGUCUGUCUGUUACACGACUACUGUUUUAAAAAGUAGCAUUAUUAUUGAAUGUUUUGACAAGUUGACCUUAGAUCUUAUUUCAGAGGCUGGGAUGGAAGGAUUGUUUUGACAAGUUGACCUUAGAUCUUAUUUCAGAGGCUGGGAUGGAAGGAUUGUUUUGACAAGUUGUCCUUAGAUCUUAUUUCAGAGGCUGGGAUGGAAGGAUUGUUUUGACAAGUUGUCCUUAGAUCUUAUUUCAGAGGCUGGGAUGGAAGGAUUGUUUUGACAAGUUGUCCUUAGAUCUUAUUUCAGAGGCUGGGAUGGAAGGAUUGUUUUGACAAGUUGUUCUUAGAUCUUAUUUCAGAGGCUGGGAUGGAAGGAUUGUUUUGACAAGUUGUCCUUAGAUCUUAUUUCAGAGGCUGGGAUGGAAGGAUUGUUUUGACAAGUUGUCCUUAGAUCUUAUUUCAGAGGCUGGGAUGGAAGGAUUGUUUUGACAAGUUGUCCUUAGAUCUUAUUUCAGAGGCUGGGAUGGAAGGAUUGUUUUGACAAGUUGACCUUAGAUCUUAUUUCAGAGGCUGGGAUGGAAGGAUUGUUUUGACAAGUUGUCCUUAGAUCUUAUUUCAGAGGCUGGGAUGGAAGGAUUGUUUUGACAAGUUGUCCUUAGAUCUUAUUUCAGAGGCUGUGAUGGAAGGAUUGUUUUGACAAGUUGUCCUUAGAUCUUAUUUCAGAGGCUGGGAUGGAAGGAUUGUUUUGACAAGUUGUCCUUAGAUCUUAUUUCAGAGGCUGUGAUGGAAGGAUUGUUUUGACAAGUUGUCCUUAGAUCUUAUUUCAGAGGCUGGGAUGGAAGGAUUGUUUUGACAAGUUGACCUUAGAUCUUAUUUCAGAGGCUGGGAUGGAAGGAUUGUUUUGACAAGUUGUCCUUAGAUCUUAUUUCAGAGGCUGGGAUGGAAGGAUUGUUUUGACAAGUUGUCCUUAGAUCUUAUUUCAGAGGCUGGGAUGGAAGGAUUGUUUUGCUUUCUGUCUAGUUGCACUUUUUGAAAUAUUUACUGAACAAGUUGAAUAAAUGCUGAUAAAGUUAGCUCUGUCUGCCCUUAACCUAUCUGAUAUUCUAAUUUCUUUGAUCAUCCUGUGGUUUAUGCUCCUCCAGAGAGGUCAUCUAGCUGUAGUCAUUUACACAGUAGAAGGCUAUAGUCUUACUGACUAUCCCAAAUGGUACCAUAUUCACUAGAUAGUGCACAGCUUUUGACCAGGGACCAUAGGGAAUAGGGCGCCAUUUGGUAUGUACCCUUAGCCCAUUUCUAUGAUUAGCCUUCUUCAAGCAGUGUAGAUGGACCACUCUUCCCGCUCUCCCCUUCCCUUAUAGUGUCCCAGUCUGUAUAUGCCGUGUGCCUCAGACAGGCUUGUUCACGUAGACACUCUGUGGUACGACCGGUCUUCACCUCAUUUCAGAUAUACAUUUUAACAUCUCCAGAUGGUUCUUAAAAUAGAUACUUAAAAUCUCCCUUUUUUUUAUGGCUUUGACAAUUGAGGUCAAUGCUAAAGUAUCACAUCAAGUCACGACAUCAUCACCAACCGACACAUCUCAUUGAUCUAAUGAUCUUCAGACUUCAUACAGUCCACCUGUGGAAGAGAUGCUGAACUCUGCUCUCUCCUCUCCAUCUCCUCGCUUCUAUUCACUUCUUUGUCCUCUCUCCUCCCAUGUGUACAUCGGGUGAACUGGACUGUGUGUAUAAUUCCUGGUAGCUGUACUUAGUGAAUGUGUUCACCAUUAAGAAACUUGGAAUAAGUUUAAAUUGUCAAACCCUGUAAAAGACAAAUAAAGGAAUUCAGCA
Molecule: messenger RNA, 12368 nt
Organism: Oncorhynchus mykiss (rainbow trout)
Lineage: Eukaryota; Metazoa; Chordata; Actinopteri; Salmoniformes; Salmonidae
Source: RefSeq, a predicted model, not a curated record